CACGGCUUCUCACCUCCAAGCCAAUUGACUCGGAUUCGGGACCUUUCUCAGGCGUGACGUCUGGCGUAUGACUGCGACGUCAGUCAGGCCCUGAAGGUACGUGUCUGUUGCUAGUUGCUGAACAGCGCAUCACACUAUCCACCGUUUCUCCCUCAUUCGAACUCUCCGUUCAUCAUGUCCUUUCCGCCACCUCCAGGUCUUAGGCAAGCACCCUCGUCGCUCCCUGCGCGUCCACCACCAUCAGCGAGCACUGCUUCGCCUUCCACCUAUCAACCCACCUACUCGGCUGCACCCUCAUAUGCGCCGCCCAGUUCAAGCAGUGGAUAUGGCGGCCACGGACCGCCGCGACCGGGCUACGGCGCCGCCACUGCCUUCCAACCGCGUUCAGUAGCCUCAAGUCAACCCUAUCGUACCAGCAGUCCUAUUGUAUCCGCGCCACCCACCACCUCCAGCGGCUUUGCGACACCAACCACGACCGGGUACGGAAACUACUAUCCACAACAACCACAGGCAUCAUAUCAGAGCGGCCCGAGCUACUAUGGCGCCCCCGCCCAGUACAGCGACGGCACGACGUAUGGACCGUCGGUCCCACGGAUACAGAAUCCGUUCCAGCCCGCUGCUGGCAGGGGUUACGGCGGUCGCAAUGAUUCAGGCAUGGAUCCAGAGACCGAAGCUCAGAUUGCGCAGUGGCAAAGUGCCUACGCGAACAAAGAGGAGGUCCCGGGCUCCGGCAAGUUCCCGGGACGUCGAGAUGUAAACCAGGGGUCCGUCGCGGGUCCUGCGUCCGGCGCAAACACCCCAUCCGGUGCUGCGACCGGUGCCAACACUCCCGCUCCCGUCGUGGGGGUUCUUGAGUCCGCGCCGAAGACAGUGGUCCGUUCCGGUGGUGGACAGAACUGGACCGACUCAACGCUUUUGGAGUGGGAUCCGGCACACUUUCGUCUUUUCGUCGGAAAUUUGGCGGGUGAAGUCACGGAUGAUUCCUUGCUGAAGGCAUUCGCGAAGUACACGUCAGUGCAGAAGGCGCGGGUGAUCCGAGACAAGCGCACGCAGAAGAGCAAGGGCUACGGGUUUGUCAGUUUUAGUGACGGCGACGACUAUUUCAAGGCGGCGAGAGAGAUGCAAGGCAAGUACAUCGGCUCUCACCCGGUUUUGCUGCGGCGGGCCACCACCGAGGUCCGGCCCGUGUCCAACAACAAGAAUGGGAAGAAGCACGGCGGUGGAGGGGGUUCGAGUGGGGGCGGCUCGGGUGGGGGUAAGGUCAAACACGAUGGAGUCAAGAAGCAUGGAAAGACCAAGGGUGGACUCAGAAUCCUGGGAUGAGUGCACAAGCUAUCAUCCGUAGGUGAUGUUCGGAUGGUGAAUCAUGCUACGGCCUAGGAAAUCGAUAUGAUGCCAGGAAAAGCCUUCCUGCAGCUCCCAACUAGUUUCAACGCAAUGAUAUACCCUCAUUUCUAAUAUCCAACAAUAUAGACAACAGACAGAAAUAUUUACUCCAGCUAGACAAAUUCCUCACACUAGUACACAACACGAGGGUCGAAGCCAGCCCACCCUCUAUAACUGCGCAAUAUGAUUUCAAGGAACACUGCUCUCACUGAGAUCAACCUGUUGAUCUCCGUCUCCCUGCAUCCCCCUCAUAACUCUUUAAAACCAUCACCCAUCAUAUCAUAAGUCAUAACCCGUCAAAAUAGAAAAACCAAGAACCGUUGAUCGAACUCCAAAUGAG
Molecule: messenger RNA, 1726 nt
Organism: Aspergillus saccharolyticus JOP 1030-1
Lineage: Eukaryota; Fungi; Ascomycota; Eurotiomycetes; Eurotiales; Aspergillaceae
Product: RNP domain protein
Exons: 1
Coding region: 175-1323 (382 amino acids)
Molecular function (GO): mRNA binding
Source: RefSeq, a predicted model, not a curated record